Messenger RNA from Hordeum vulgare subsp. vulgare (domesticated barley), 1822 nucleotides. RefSeq names its product endoglucanase 16-like. The record is from RefSeq and is a predicted model, not a curated record. The transcript has 4 exons. NCBI's taxonomy places the organism in Eukaryota, Viridiplantae, Streptophyta, Magnoliopsida, Poales, Poaceae. Gene Ontology annotation, molecular function: hydrolase activity, hydrolyzing O-glycosyl compounds. Bases 1294 to 1662 code for a protein of 122 amino acids. Gene Ontology annotation, biological process: carbohydrate metabolic process.
CUCGCCUCCUUCCCCUCCCCUUCCGCGCCGCCGCCGACCCACCCCCUCACUAACGAAGAUGAAGACCAUCCUGGCGUCGGAGACGAUGGAGAUCCGGGAGGAGGUGUACGCGCCGGAGGUCAGCGGCAUCACGAAAGCCACAGCGGCCCUCGGAUCGGUGACGGUCUCCCGCAUGAGGUGCUUCCCGUGCAAGGUGAUGAACGCCAUCCACUCCCGGUCGCUACGCGCCCAGUCGGCCAGGGACGCCGUCGCAAGGCGGAACAGGUCGAACCGCGCCGAGUUGCCCGGGCGGGCGCCGUAGCCCGUGCCCGCCAAAAACGUGGCGGACGACGCGACGAGCAGCAGUGGUGGCUGUGCUGUGCCAUCAAGUGGUACGACAGCUUCUUCCUCUCCAUGCUCGCCACCAGCGUAAUCAUCGUCUCCAUCAACUGGAGGAGGUACCGCCUGUGCGCGCACCCGCUCCACAUAUGGAUCGUCGUCGACUAAACCGCAUCUUCGUCUUCCGCCUCCUCAUGUUCCUCGACAACGGCCACGCUGCAGGGAUGGGACUGUAAGCCCCCCCUGCAGAGGUGGUGCGACGCGACAUGCUUGGGUGCUUGCGAUUUUUCUUUGUGCGUGCCGUGCUGGUCGUGGGUCAAAGCUUCCUAGGACACGCUGCGCCGGAUUUCGGUUGGAUCUGUUUCCGUUAACACGGAUGCUUUACUCAGCAGUACUACAACUUUUGACAGUAGAUUAAUUCCACUUGAAAAAUCUGGAUCCUCAGUCACGGUCAUAGCGAUACUAGACAACAUUUCCUUGGUGUCCACUGGUCACCUACAUUGAGCAGAAUAGAGCAGCAAUUUGCUUAUGUUCCGGACCCAGUCGCUCGUGAGCACAAAAGUAGUAGCGUUGCUUGAGCAUCAUCGGGUUGUCGGGAUUUUGGCACUGGUCACCUACUAGCACCGUUGUCCACAUUUUGGCACUGGAUGGAUGCCAUGGGAUGAUACUGCGGUUGAUGAUACUACAGUGUAUGUGCGGAUUUGCUGCACGGAUCUAGCUUUCUUUGUGCAAGUAGACGAACUUCUUGCGUGUGAUUGACUGAUUUCUGCUGUGGUUGCAGAUGAUGAAGGUGGACAUACUCGACGGGGUCACCAUCUUGCGGUUCGAGAAGGUCAAGGAUGAGAUCGCCCUCGACAGCAACGACAUCGAGCUCGCGUUCUACCCCCUUAUCAACCAGCUGAAUCAAACAGGAUCCAGACACUGUCUUUGCUCAUGCGCAUGGUGAUGUUGCCUGAAUAAUUUUUGUUUGAUGUGAUGCAGAUGAGCCUGCUCUACUUCGAGGAGCAGCUGUCGGGGCGGCUGUCGCACGGCCAGCGUGUCGCCUGGCGCGACCACUUUGGCCUCAUCGACGGCCUCGAGGAAGGGAUGGAUUUGGUGGGAGGGUACUACAAUGCCAGCGACCACGUCAAGUUCGGGCUGCCCAUGGCCUUCACGGUGACCAUACUGUCGUGGAGCCUGCUUGAGUACGGCGGCAACGUGGCAGCCAUCGGCGAGCUCGCGCACAGCCUCGAGUACAUCAAGUGGGGUACCGACUACUUCAUCAAGGCGCACACCAAGCCCGACGAGCUCUGGGCCGAGGAAAGUGGUGAGAAGAUGUCGAGGAUGCCUACUUGGGACAUUUAAAUCAACACAACAUAAAAAAUUCCGAACCUAUGUGUUGCAGAUGUGCCAUUUUUCUAUUGUGCAAUUAUGUUUGUUAUUGCUAUAUUCGUGUGUAAAGAAAUGUAUUCAUGAGAUGACUUAUUGUGUUAUGUAAACGUGGGAUAUGUAUUUUGUGAUGUUA